Messenger RNA from Clunio marinus, 3233 nucleotides. Lineage: Eukaryota; Metazoa; Arthropoda; Insecta; Diptera; Chironomidae. The record is from the annotation of a GenBank genome assembly.
AUUCGAUGUCUAGUUCCUUCCUCGCAAAGCAGAUGAAAAUUUAAUAAUAUUUUUUUUGUGUAAAGUGCGCUAGAUAUAUCAGUAAAAAUCAUUUACGUUAAGUCAUAAUGAGUGCAGCUCCUCAAACACCUGCCGUACUUCCUCUAAAGAAAGGCAUUGUUAAGCAAGUUCUUUCGGGUGAUUCUGUUAUCAUUCGAGGACAGCCAAAAAAUGGACCACCUGCGGAAAAGCAAAUCAAUUUUAGCAAUGUCAUAGCCCCAAAGUUGGCAAGACGUCCAACAAAUCCUGCUGAUGAUUCCUCUAAAGAUGAGCCUUGGGCUUGGGAAUCUCGAGAAUUUUUACGUCGUUUACUCGUUGGCGAAGAAGUUUUCUUCCAAGCUGAACGUAAACCUAAUGCAACCCGCGAUUAUGGUGUCGUUUUCCUCGGAAAGGAUCCAAACAAUCUUUCGAACGUCACUGAAUUGGCGGUAAGCGAAGGUUUACUUCAAGUUCGUCGUGAAGGUGUCAGGAGCACACCCGAACUUCAAAAAUUGAUUGAACUUGAGGAGCAAGCAAAAGCGCAAGGAAAAGGUCGCUUCAGCUCUCAAACGCCAACUCAACGUAGUAUCGUUUGGUCAAUAGAAAACCCCCGCCACUUCGUCGAUCUUCAAAGUGGAAAGCCAAUUCGCGCAAUUAUCGAACAUGUCCGCGAUGGUUCCACUGUUCGUGCAUUCCUUCUGCCGGGCUUCCAAUACGUCACUCUAAUGAUCAGUGGCAUCCGCUGUCCUGGCUUCAAACUUGACACCGAAGGCAAACCAGAUCCAUCGGUUAUCGUUCCCUAUUCCGAAGAAGCCCGUUUUUUUGUCGAGUCGCGUCUUUUGCAACGAGACGUUGAAAUCAUCCUAGAGUCGGUGAACAAUUCAAACUUCGUCGGAACAAUUCUUUAUCCCAAGGGAAACAUCGCUGAAGCUCUGCUACGUGAAGGUUUUGCAAAAUGUGUUGACUGGAGUAUGGCAUUUAUGAAAAGCGGUGUUGAUAAGCUUCGUGCUGCUGAACGUCAUGCGAAGACCAAUCGUGUUCGUUUAUGGAAAGAUUACCAGCCACCAACAGCAAUUUAUAGUGGAAAGGAAAAAGAUUUCACUGGAACUGUUUUCGAAAUUAUCAGCGCUGAUGCAAUUUCGGUGAAGACAUCGAAUGGACAAGCAAAGAAAGUGUUCUUAUCAAGUAUUCGUGCACCGAGAGAAACUGGAAAACCUGCUGAAGAUGACAAGCCAAUACCACCAAAACCCAAGAACUUCAAGCCACUUUAUGAGAUCCCGUGGCUGUUUGAAGCUCGUGAAUUCCUGCGAAAGAAGUUAGUCGGUAAGACUGUCAAGUGUCAAUUAGAUUAUGUGUCGCCAGUUCGUGACAAUUUCCCUGAGAAGUUUUGCUAUACGGUGACGGUAAGUGGAACAAAUGUCGCUGAAGCUCUGGUUAGCAAAGGCUUGGCAACACUCAUUCGUCAUCGGCAAGACGAUGAUCAACGUUCUUCGAAAUACGAUGAUCUGUUAGCUGCCGAAGCACAAGCUAUCAAACAACAAAAGGGCAUUCAUGCUAAGAAAGAUAUUCCAUCGCAUCGCAUUAAUGACUUAACCAUCGCUCCAGACUCUUCCCGCAUUAAACAUCAAUAUUUGCCAUCGUGGCAACGCGCAUUACGAACUGAAGCGAUUGUUGAGUUUGUUGCAAGUGGCUCACGAUUCCGUUUAUUCAUUCCGAAAGAAUCGUGUCUUGUGACAUUCCUUCUUGCUGGAAUCACAUGCCCGCGUACAUCUCGUCCAACAACGGACAAGCAGAAAGGAACUGAGGCUGAGCCAUUUGGCGAUGAAGCAUUUAAUUUCGUGAAGGAACGAAUUUUGCAACGUGACAUAAGCGUUCAUAUGGAUACAACUGAUAAAAGCGGUUCAGCUGUUAUUGGAUGGAUGUGGUUGGAGAACAACGUUAACUUAUCUGUUUUGCUUGUUGAAGAAGGCUAUGCAGCUGUUCAUUUCACUGCCGAAAAGUCUGAAUAUUAUCGUGCAUUAAAAGCUGCCGAAGAUCAAGCAAAGGCUACGAAAAAGAAUCGUUGGGCUGAUUGGGUUGAACCAGAUCCAGCAGCUGAAGAAUUGAAGAAUAAUGAAGGUGGUGAAAGUGAAUUGAUUGAGAAAGACGAGAAGGCACCAGUGGAACGUAAAACGAAAAUGGAAAAUAUUGUUGUCACGGAAGUUACACCAGAACUUCAUUUCUUUGCACAGCACACUGAAAGUGGACCUAAAUUGGAGCAGCUUAUGACGAAAUUACGUCAAGACUUUAAAGCAUCACCGCCACUUACUGGAAGUUAUAAUCCAAGAAAAGGUGAAUUGUGUGCUGCAAAAUUCUCAGAAGACGAGGAAUGGUAUCGUGCAAAGAUCGAGAAUAUUUCUGGUGGUAAAGCAACGAUCAGAUACAUUGAUUAUGGAAAUUCUGAGAUUGUGCCAACACCUCGCCUUGCUAUUCUUCCACCCGCCUUUACAAAAGAUAGUGCUUAUGCGACUGAAUAUGCACUCGCUUGGGCCGUCCUGCCAAUUGAUGAAGAAGACAAACAAGAAGCUUAUAAAACCUUCGCCCAAGAUGUUCUCAAUAAGACGCUUCAACUUAAUGUGGAAUUUACGAACAACGGCUUGCAAAAUGCCACUUUACAUGAUCCUUCAACGAAAACUGACAUCGGACGAGCACUGAUUCAAGAUGGUUUCAUUAUGGUUGAAAAACGUCCAGGACGACGAUUUGCUAAAUUUGUCAACGAAUACAAGGACAUUGAGCAACAAGCAAGAAAGAACCAUAUCGGCAUAUGGAAAUAUGGAGAUAUUUCCGAAGAUAAUGCCGUUGAGUUUGGUUAAACACUUUCAUUCAACAAGAUCGCUAUUUCAGGUUCGCCACUUUACAUCUUUAUAUUUUCUUAAUAAAUAAAUAUUGAAAUCAAACGAGAAGACAUUGAGAACUCAUCUAAUUCCUCAAAUGUCGAGGCUUUUUGAACAAUCGUACUUUGGAUUACAGAAACAAAAUUAAAUUCGCUCCAGAACCCGGGUAACCAUAAACAACCCGUCAUGAAAAAAGAAAGUUGUGGGCUUGUGUCACCAGUUAUAAUAUUUUUUUUUGAAUUCAUCAUUAAUUUUUUUUUUCUUAUGAUACCCAUUAAUAAAGUAAUGAAAAUAAACUGAUCAUUUAUAUAGAUUUUUGAAAUUGGAAGAAUUAAAAGGAAA